UAAUAGCUAAUGGGGGCCGCCACACCCCCUCCCCUCCGCCAAGCUACGACCUUAAUUCUAAAAAGCCGCUUGUCUUCGGUGGACGGAUAGUCGCUGGCUUCAUUCGUUUGUUUGCUCGCGCUCACUGAACUGCACUCGCGCCGGACACAACAUUCAAAGAUAGACAUGUGGAAGACACUGAUAGUAUGGGAAGUGGGGCUGAUGGCAGUUACUGUACAAGGACAUGGGCCCUGCAAGGUACUUCAUGGGCUCAUGCUCGACUUCAACCUAGACGAAUACGCCGGUGUGUGGUACCCGCUGAUGGGAUGGUCCAAUGUACAUGCUGGUGACAUCAAGGGCAAGUGCUCCAAGGAGACAAUCAGCAACAACAAUGGAAACAUUACCAUUACUGAGGAGAGCAUCUCUGACAAGAUCGGAGCUCAGAGCUCUUCACACCACGCGUGGCAAGACGAGCCCAACGAGGGCAAGAUCACCAUGUGGAUGUUCCACGCAAUCAAAGUCCCAUUCUGGAUAGUAGACACGGACUACAAACACUGGGCAGUCGUCUACUCGUGUUCCGGCGACGAGAACGAGUACCUCAAAACCCUGCUGGUACUGGGCAGAGGCCGCGACUUCUCCAAGAUGUGGCAAAACCCUCAAGUGAAGAAGAACAUUCGACGAUCUCUACGGAGAAGCAACCUACUGAGGCUACGAGACCUCACCAGUAUUAACCAGACAGACUGUACAAACUAGUGAAUAGUUCAUCAGUCAUCGCUCUCGUAUUUGUUCAUCAAGUUUGUAUUAGGACGUGAGAAAUGUCGCUUUAAUUUAUUUAAUUGUGAUAGUAGUUAAGGAUUACAUUUAAGUUUAGUCCUAAUUGAAUUGUACAAGAAAACAUGCCUUCGCCUUAUCAAUAAUUUCUUCGUUCUUCAUGUUUGUUGUUUGUACCACCAUAUUUAUUUCAUGUUAUUUGUUUCACCAGCAUCUCCGCCUUAUUCAUUGUCGGUAACAGUAAUUUAACUCAUGUUUGUAACAUAUCUUUAUGUCUUUUAAUUAUAAGAUAUUUUGUAUUAUUUGUACA
Macrosteles quadrilineatus (aster leafhopper) is the source of this 1060-nucleotide messenger RNA. RefSeq names its product apolipoprotein D-like. Lineage: Eukaryota; Metazoa; Arthropoda; Insecta; Hemiptera; Cicadellidae. Bases 166 to 732 code for a protein of 188 amino acids. The transcript has 6 exons. The record is from RefSeq and is a predicted model, not a curated record.